AUGUUUGUGUCAUUUAUAAUAUUUCUCGCCAUUUUGGUUUCAAAAGGAAAUGGUGGUUAUAAUAUUUCUUCGUCUGACCCAUAUGCCGGUGGAGUCAGUAUCAUAAUCAUCAAUGGUGGUUAUGAUACAAUUUGGCCAGCCGUGUAUACAGAAAAAGGGGAUAGAGUGGUUCCCACCGGUGUCAAAUUGGAGUCCGACGAACAAUAUGAACUCAAGAUCCCUGAUACAUGGUCAGGAACAAUAUGGGCUAGAACAGGUUGCAGUGGAAACCCAAAUAACAGUUUUCAUUGUGCUGUUGGAGAUUGUGGUACCAAUCAUAUUCAUUGCCAUUACAGCAAACCAACACCUCCUGUGACUCAAGUUAAAUUUGAUUUGGUUCCUAAAGGUGGUAGCAGUUCCUAUAAAGUAGACUUUAGAGAUGGCUUCAGUGUGCCUGUUACAUUAACUCCAUGUGAUUUGAAAUGCGAGAAAAUUAUGUGCAUCACAAAUUUAGUCAACGAAUGUCCCGAUUGGUUGGCUGUGUAUAGUAAUGAAGGGAGAAAGAUUGCUUGCAAGAGUCCAUGUUAUACAACUAGAGAGCCAAAGGAUUGCUGCACUGGUGAAUAUGCUUCACUUGAAAUGUGUGCAUUGAAUAAAUACACGGAGCUUUUAGAUGAAAAAUGUCCAAGUGUUGUUUCUAAUGCUUUUGAUGAAACUCAUUUUACAUGUUUUGAAGGGACUAGCUUUUCCAUAUUAUUCAAUUGA
Messenger RNA from Lathyrus sativus (Indian pea), 744 nucleotides. NCBI's taxonomy places the organism in Eukaryota, Viridiplantae, Streptophyta, Magnoliopsida, Fabales, Fabaceae. The record is from the annotation of a GenBank genome assembly.